CUACAUUCAUGUAAUGGUCACUCCACUCGCAUUGACUGUAGCAGCAGUUCAUCCUUCUUAUCUUCAAGAUGUCUGGGGUUUGUGCUCUAGUGUGCGGUGUGUUGUCAAUACUGGUAUUAUCAGUGUCCGCUCAACCUGGUUCCCCUGGCUCUGGUUAUGCUGGCUUGGGAAGUAUCUUCAGUGGAAGCCAGGCACGAGGGACGCCAGCAGCAGGAAGUGCUAACCUAUUGCACCCUGAUCAACAGAGGCCCUCUCAAACUGGCUCCAGCCAGGGUGCUGGAAUUAGACGACCCCUUCCAGGCGCCGGUUCUUCUGAUGGCUCCAGUCACGCUGGCACUGGAAGCAGCGGUCCAGUGACUGGUUCCAGCCUCGGAGGCGGUGACAGAUCUGGUCAGGCUGGCAGCGGACCACGGGUUUCUUCAGCCAGCAGCGGUCCUGUGGUAGGAUCUGGUCAGCCCGUUGAUACUAAUCAGGGAUUAGGUGCAGGACCGCGCGUCACUGCGGGCAGCAGUAGCGGUCCGGCAUCUUACGCUGGUCAAAGGUAUGGCAGCCCUCAGGUCAGCAGGGUGGACGCAGUCUUCCACCCCACUGUCACCCAGCUUGUCACCGUCGACCGCUUCGUCACCCUGACUGACCAAGCUUUCCAGAGCGUGGCUGUCACCCUAACUUCCCUCACCGUCCAGACUGUCACCACAGGAACGCGUGGAGUGCUGCAGACGCCCGUGGAUGACCGCGUCGCCCUCCAGACAACGGUACUCUACAAAACUUCUACACUAACAGUCACGCACGUACAGUCAGACUUUAGGAUUGUGACUGAAAGGUCUUUAGACUACGUGACCAUCGCCCACACUUCAUACAUCAUCGUGCAGACUACCUACACCACCACAGCCACCCAGGUGUUGUCGUACACCACAACGCUGGUGCGGACCAACAUAAACACGAAGAGCACAGCGUUCACCGACUACCGCACCAUCACCGACACGGUCCUCGUCCCUGGAGGCUACUAUGGUUUCAGACAGUCUUAAGACUUCAAAGAAUGCUUCAUAAACUGUAAUAUUAGACCCAAUAAAGUGCUUUAAAGAAG
Molecule: messenger RNA, 1084 nt
Organism: Procambarus clarkii (red swamp crayfish)
Lineage: Eukaryota; Metazoa; Arthropoda; Malacostraca; Decapoda; Cambaridae
Source: RefSeq, a predicted model, not a curated record